AUGGCUCUCACGAAAGCAAUAGAUGAACGAGGAUGGACGCCUCUUCACUUUGCUGCACUCUUCGGUCACACUUCAAUUGUGAAACAACUAAUAGAAUCUAAUAAGUCAGCUGCUUAUGUUGGUGACAAAGUGUACAAGAAGACAUCCCUUCAUGUUGCAACCCUUCAAGGGCACGAACAAGUAAUGAGAAAGAUCAUUUCUCAUUGCCCCGAUUGCUGCGAAUUGGUUGAUCACAAAGGUUGUAAUGCCCUUCACUAUGCCAUUGAGUGGCCUAAAGGUCUAAUAAAGGAUCUUGUUUUGAAAGAUCCAUGGCUUAGCCAUGUCCUUUUAAUGGAAAUGAUGCUGACGGGAACACACCCCUCCAUCUGCUUUCUGUGGUUGAUAAUUUCAUCGAACACUGUUAACCGCAUUUUGGAGUGGAAUGGAGUAAGACCAGGAGGCCCAUAUUUAAUUGUAAGCCAUGAAGAUAGUAUCGGCAGAAUUUCCAAACUAUAUGGAGACACUAUGGAGGAAGUUGAGGAAGACAAAGGUGGCAUUUCGGAAAUGAAAGGUGCCGCUGGAUCAGGCCUUAAUCAUCAUUCAAUUUAUUGUGGUAAUGAUGAUAAUGGCAGGGAAAUCAGUCCAGAUGAAGACGGUAAUGAAUUUGGGGAAAAUAAAGGUGGCAAAGACAAUGAUGCAGCAGAGGAAGGAAGACAAACCUAUCUAGUAGUGGCUACAUUGAUAGCAACUGUAACCUCUGCAGCAGGUUUCACCAUGCCCGAUGGUUACCAAAGUGAAAAAGGACCAGACCAGGGUUUUGCAUGGUUCUGUGUGUUGACUCACGUUCUUUUACAAUUCCUCACAAAAUACGAAGAGAUGCCUGGCAGAAUUGUGUGGGGCUUAUCUUCUAUGGUGAGUGCCUUGGUUUUAAUGGUAGUUGCAUUCAUCACCGGCACAUGUGCAGUAUUAGGGCAUUCCUUAGCACUUGCCACUACUGCUUGUGUGCUUGGUUGCUAUUGCGUUUUCGUAGGUUAUAUGUGGGUUCCUCUACUUUCCAAAGAUGAACAUAGGAAAAUGUCCAAAAUCUCCCGAUUCCCGCGGAUAUCCCUAAAAGAGCGAAAAGCAUAA
This is a messenger RNA of Prunus armeniaca (apricot), 1107 nucleotides long. Lineage: Eukaryota; Viridiplantae; Streptophyta; Magnoliopsida; Rosales; Rosaceae. The record is from the annotation of a GenBank genome assembly.